GGCGUAGGGUUUCAUCUUGGUCCCUUUCUACCUCUGAGCUCGAGCGGCGGCCAUGGCGACGGCGCCUUCGGAGUCCGUGCAGUGCUUUGGCCGGAAGAAAACGGCCGUGGCUGUGGCGCACUGCAAGCGCGGGCGUGGACUGAUCAAGGUGAACGGCGUGCCAAUCGAGCUGGUGAAGCCGGAGAUCCUUCGUCUCAAGGCCUUCGAGCCCAUCCUCCUUCUCGGGAGGCAGCGCUUCGCGGGUGUCGACAUCCGCAUCCGCGUCCGCGGCGGCGGCAAGACCUCUCAGAUCUACGCCAUCCGCCAGAGCAUCGCCAAGGCCCUCGUCGCCUACAACCAGAAGUACGUUGACGAGCAGUCUAAGCAGGAAAUCAAGGACAUACUCGUCCGCUAUGAUCGCACCCUGCUCGUCGCCGACCCUCGCCGAUGCGAGCCAAAGAAGUUUGGUGGGCGUGGCGCGCGCGCCCGCUUCCAGAAGUCCUACCGUUAGAACCAUGGCGUCCUACAGUAGGGGUUUCCCCUCAAAGAUUCAACCUUUCUUGCCUGGGUUUGCUUUCUGUUUCUGUUAACAUGAAUUUGAUUAAUUAUUGGUGCUUUAAGUUUUAUUUUAGUUUAUAUUAUGCUAUGUUUGUGAGGAAACAUUCUCUAUUACACUCAAUGAUAUGGUUUAAGCUUACUUGCUA
Molecule: messenger RNA, 683 nt
Organism: Zingiber officinale
Lineage: Eukaryota; Viridiplantae; Streptophyta; Magnoliopsida; Zingiberales; Zingiberaceae
Product: 40S ribosomal protein S16-like
Exons: 1
Coding region: 53-490 (145 amino acids)
Biological process (GO): maturation of SSU-rRNA from tricistronic rRNA transcript (SSU-rRNA, 5.8S rRNA, LSU-rRNA); translation
Cellular component (GO): cytosolic small ribosomal subunit; ribosome
Molecular function (GO): structural constituent of ribosome; RNA binding
Source: RefSeq, a predicted model, not a curated record